AUGUCUGAAAAGCCAAACAGCAUUGAGUUGGAGCACAACACAAUGGCGACUGAUGAGAAUAACAGUGUCGAGCACCACGAGCUCAAAACUCACUACUCACAUGUUGACAACAGCCUGGCUUUCAAAGGCGAUGACUCUGAUGGCAAGGUUGCUUGGACUGCUCGCAGCCUUAUUGCUGCCAUGUCGCUUGGCUUCCUCUACGUUGGCUCCCAGAUCAUGUUAUACUUCGUCGGCGGAAGUCUAUCAUUCAUGGAGGCGGAACUCCACGCGACGGCCCACGCCAGUUGGCUUCCAGUAUCCAAUACGCUUGCUAUCACGGCAGUCGCUCCUUUCACCGGGUACCUGCAAGAUCUCCUUGGGAGACGAGAGAUUACGCUCGCUGGAUCGAUCAUGAUCAUGGUCGGCCAGGCUCUGGUUGGGAGUGCCCAUACGUUUGGACAAGCUGUCACAGGAAUGGCGCUUGGUGGAGGUGGUGCAGGAAUUUGCGAACUUACUGCUCUUGCUGGCAUCUCUGAUAUCGUGCCAGUCCGACACCGUGGCAUUGCCCUCGGCCUGAUGACUGGUGUCAUUAUCCCUUUCACCCCUUAUGUCAUGUACUCUCAACUCUUGGGAACUUACCAUACUUGGAGGUGGGGACAGUGGAUUUGUCUCAUUUGGAAUGGAAUUACUUUCAUCGGACUGGUGACAACAUAUUUCCCCAAGGCACAUCCACGUAUGGAAGGAUUCAACAAAAAAAUGAUCCUUGCUCGGAUUGACUACGUUGGGGCUUUCCUCUCCAUCACCGGAAUCACGCUCUUCCUAGUUGCCCUUCAAGCUGGAGGCUACACUCAUUCCUGGCGCGGCGCUUACGUACUGUGCCAACUUAUCAUUGGCAUUGUACUAAUCCUAAGCUUUGUGGUGUGGGAAUGGAAGUUUGCAAAGUACCCAAUGAUUCCAGGCGAGAUGUUCAGAGGGCAGAAAAUCGUCGCUCUGGCGUUCUGCGUAGCUUUCGUGGCCGGCGUGAAUUUCUACUCACUAAUCAACUUCUUCCCUUUGUCAUUUGGAACAAUCUGGAGCCCAGAUCCAGUUCAAAUUGGCUUGAAAGGCCUUGGCUAUGGUAUCUCGACCACUGUGGGAGCAGUCUUCUUCAAUGCUCUACUCUCCACGAAGCUGGAAGCGAAGUGGGUUCUCCUAGCCGCAGCAUCCAUGAUGACUGCAUUUGGGGGAGCUCUAGCGGUAUCGAAUCCUACGAAUCCGAAAGUCGCCGUCGCCUUGGGCACACUUGCCAGCUUCGGCGUAGGUGGCGUGCUGGUCCCUAGUGCUACGGUGGCACUUAUUGUUGUCCCCGAUGCCCUUCUAGCCACCACGGCGGCAUUGUCGCUGUCUAUUCGCACGAUUGGCGGCUCUAUCGGGUUCACCAUCUAUUACAAUAUCUUUGUGAACAAACUCACGACAAUGCUUCCCGAAUCUGUUGCCGAAUAUGCCAUUGCAGCAGGACUUUCAGCUGCCGAUGCUACAGCAUUCGUUACGACGUUCCUGACCGACCCAGCAGCCAUCGAAUCAGCACCCGGAUAUACACCAGCAAUUGCGAAAGCAGCAACAUUAGGAACUUCAUGGGCCUAUGCGGGAGCCCUCAAAUAUGUCUGGUAUGUGAGUAUUCCUUUUGGUGUCCUCGCCAUGAUCAGCGCGGCCUUUGUACCCAACAUCAAGAAGUACCAGACCAACCGUGUAGCUGUGGCGCUGUAG
This is a messenger RNA of Exophiala viscosa, 1725 nucleotides long. Its product is annotated as putative major facilitator superfamily transporter. Gene Ontology annotation, molecular function: transmembrane transporter activity. The record is from RefSeq and is a predicted model, not a curated record. Gene Ontology annotation, biological process: transmembrane transport. The transcript has 5 exons. Bases 1 to 1725 code for a protein of 574 amino acids. Gene Ontology annotation, cellular component: plasma membrane. NCBI's taxonomy places the organism in Eukaryota, Fungi, Ascomycota, Eurotiomycetes, Chaetothyriales, Herpotrichiellaceae.